ACGGGCGACCAUGGAAAAAACCAGUUUCCCUCCAUAUUUCCUCCUCCUCUCUCUCUUCAUCCCAUCCAUCACAAGCAAUCUCAUUCCAUUCCCAUCCCAUUCCAAGAAGCCGGGGUAGCUGUUGCCCUGCCAUAACGCGGAGGAGGAAGAAGAGGAGGCCGCCGCGGCGCAUGAGGUGGCGGCGGUAGCAGCAGCAAUGGCGGCAAUUCCAGGGAUCAUGGAUAUUGCCAAGCUAAACCAAACCAUUCUGUGCUACGCCGAAACCAUUUACCGGUUCAAUGGCCUUUGGGAAGGACCCGAUCCAUUGACCCCCCUCAUUUCUCUCUUCCUCAUCCAGCUCACCUUCUCCAUGGGCGUCAUCCACCUCCUCGUCUUCGCUCUUAAACCCUCCAACCAACCUCCAUUCAUCGCAGAAGUUCUCGGCGGUAUACUAUUAGGGCCGACCGUGUUUGGGCGAAUUGCAGCAUACAGAAAGCUGGCAUUCCCAAAUUAUUCAUUCAGGAUAUUGGAGCCAAUGGCGCAUUUGUCCAUCACAUACUACGCUUUCUUGGUGGGGUUAAAAAUGGAUGUUAAAGGAAUUAUGCGAACUGGACCAAAGGCUAUGAAAGUAGCUCUGGCUGGGAUCAUCAUCCCUUUCUCCAUUGGCGCAGGCUUAUACUUCAUUUUCCAAAUCGAUAAACCAGAGAGAGCCGGCUGCCUCUUCUGGGGCGCUGCCCUUACCGUCACCGGUUUCUCCGUCCUCACCGACAUCCUCGACAAGCAGCAGAUGCUCCACACAGAGAGCGGGAAGACGGCGUUGUCUUCGGCCCUCAUCAACGAGAUGUGCUCGUGGGGAUUCUUGGCCCUUGGGUUCGCGGUCACGAGCUCCCAAUCGAGCAUCCAGUGGUCCGUGAUGAGCACGGCCGCCUUCGCCCUCGUCUGCGUCUACUUCGUCCGGCCCGGCCUCAGCUGGCUCAUCCAUAGGGCUCCCGAGGGGCAGGGUUACAGCGAGUUCUACAUAUGCUCCAUCGUGUCCGGGAUGGCCCUCAGCGGGGUCAUCACGGACGCGUGUGGGACCCACCCCAUGAUAGGGGCGUUUGUCUUCGGCCUCAUCAUACCUAAUGAGGUGCUCGAGGUGACCAUCGUGGACAAGUUGGAGGACUUCGUGAUGGGGAUUCUGAUGCCGGUUUACUUUGUGGUUUGUGGGCUGAGGACUAAUGUGGAUACCAUGUCGUACGAGACUUCUUGGGCUAUUGUGUUGCUGGUUAUAAUCUUGGCCUGCGGUGUGAAGGUGCUGAGCGCUCUUGCCGUCACCGCCCUCUCCGAUCUCUCCGUCGAAGAGGCCGUGCCUGUGGGGUUCAUGUGCAAUGCCAAGAGUGUUAUGGCCUUGAUCAUUAUUGAAUCCGGCCAGAUACAAGGGGCUUUGAGCACGCAGACUUACUCUGUGAUGAUGGUGGCGAUUCUUGUAAUGUCGAUGAUCACAACGCCGGCAGCAAUCUGGUUCAAACCGGUGCAGAACGUGGUGCCGUACAAGCGGCGCACGGUGCAGAAGGCGAAAUCGGACGAGGAGCUGCGCGUGCUGGCGUGCAUCCACAGCACGCGCAACGUCCCGAGCAUCAUCCACCUCCUCCGCACCUCCAACGCCAAGUCGAGGUCCCCGAUGAGCGUGUUCGCGCUGCAGCUGGUGGAGCUCGUGGGCCGCGCCUCGACCAUGAUGGUGGUGCACAGCUCGCGCAAGGCCGGCCCCCGGAACCCCAACAGCGUGGAGCUCCAGGCCGACCAGAUCAUCACGGCCUUCGACAACUACGAGCUGCGGUCGGAGGGGGUGGUGACGCAGGUCAUCACCGCGCGCUGCCCCUACACCACCAUGGACGAGGACGUCUGCGCGGUGGCGAGGGACCGGCGCGCGGCGUUCCUCGUCAUCCCCUUCCACAAGCACAGGAACGUGGAGGGGGAGAUGGAGGACAUCAACCCCUCCAUCCGCAGCAUCAACGAGGGCGUCCUCGAGAACGCCCCGUGCUCGGUCGGGAUCCUGAUCGACCGCGGGGCGGCCGAGUCGCAGGACCACGCGCAGAACAUCGCGGCCCUCUUCUUCGGGGGCCCCGACGACCGCGAGGCCCUGGCGUACGCGUGGCGGAUGGCCGACGAGACGGACAGCCGGCUCACGGUCGUCAGGUUCAUACCGAGCUCCGAGGCAGGGGGCAGCAGCGGAAUGAUGAUUGAGAAAAGCCAUGUGAGCUUGGAGAUCGAUAGGGAGAGAGAGAAGCUGCUCGAUGAUGACUACUACAACAAGUUCAGGAAUGCAACCGCAAACAGCGGCAACAUAAGGUGCUUCGACUUGGUGCUGGACGACGAGGAAGAGACCAUCAAGGCUAUCAAAUCCAUGGACGAGCACUACCACGAUCUGUACAUUGUGGGGAGGGGGAGAGGGAUGCAGUCGCCGCUGACGACGGGGCUGGCCGACUGGUGCGACUGCCCCGAGCUCGGCCCCAUAGGUGACCUUCUGGUCACCUCCGAGUUCGAGUCGACCUUCUCGGUGCUGAUCGUGCAGCAGCACAGCGAGACCGGGAGGUCGAGGGAAGGCUCCUACAGGUCGGCCUUGUCGGUCGACUACGGCGCCGGCGACGAGAUCACCGUCAGGGAUUCCGCCCCCACCGAGAGCGAGACCUUUGAAUCUUUCGGCAGUUUCAGGAAGUGGGAUCAUGAGAAUUGAGAUUACUUGCUGCAGUGCUUCAACGUGUUUAAGAUGCUCUUGAGUUUGAUUCAAUAUUGAUAGAGCACCCCUUUCAAUGAUCCUACUGUAAAUUAUUUUGUUUUAUGGUUUCAUAAUGAGAGAUUGCCUGCAGAAUUUAUGAAA
This is a messenger RNA of Salvia miltiorrhiza (redroot sage), 2836 nucleotides long. Its product is annotated as cation/H(+) antiporter 15-like. Bases 197 to 2692 code for a protein of 831 amino acids. Gene Ontology annotation, biological process: proton transmembrane transport; regulation of pH. The record is from RefSeq and is a predicted model, not a curated record. The transcript is spliced from 3 exons. Lineage: Eukaryota; Viridiplantae; Streptophyta; Magnoliopsida; Lamiales; Lamiaceae. Gene Ontology annotation, cellular component: endomembrane system; membrane. Gene Ontology annotation, molecular function: antiporter activity.